AUGCACCUAACGUUUACUUCCUUGACGAGAAUAUUUAUGUUUUGUUUCUGCCCAAAUAUUCUGAAGAACAACACCACAAAAAGCAAAGAGGCAUGGUUAAGUCUUAUGUGCUAUGCUGGUGGUCUAACAUAUGCUAAAGAAGAGCCCAGGAAGUGGCUAAAAAUUCCAAAUCUAGUUCAAGUUAAACGCUUUGCAAUGGCUGUUUUGGAACAUUACCAACUGCAAAAAACGGAAAUUGAUGUGGCUCUUAAGGAAAUUGCAACCACUGGAGAUAUCUCAAAGCUAUUGUGGUGCUAUGAGACAUUGAUGAGUCAGCGUGACAUUGGUUUCAGUGACUUUGACAAGAAUGAAGAGCAUCACCGUGAUAGUAUUUACUACACACUUCUCAGGAAUCCACUUCUACAAGGACAUGUAGAAUUCAAAGUCAUGAGG
Paraglomus brasilianum is the source of this 432-nucleotide messenger RNA. NCBI's taxonomy places the organism in Eukaryota, Fungi, Glomeromycota, Glomeromycetes, Paraglomerales, Paraglomeraceae. The record is from the annotation of a GenBank genome assembly.